UAUCCUCAACCGUAAUGGCGGCCUCCAUGCAACAUUUUUCGUUACAAGACUGUAAAGGAGCACUACAGGAAAUUUUAUAUGCAUUUCGUGAACCUGGCAAUGUGCGUAGACUGGAUGAAGCCCGAGAUCAUGCUGGAAAUGACAUGUUACGGGCCAUGCAGACCGUGUUCCCUGUAGCAUCACAAAUACAAAUGGAAGUUAUAGAAAAAUAUGGGUUCCCUUCUGACGGCGAUGGGGUCAUACGAUUCACACAGGCUGUGAAAGUUUACGAGAAACAAGACCAAGAUGUUGCACAACUCAACAGUCAGCUUCGAGCCAUACUUAUCCCACCUAUAGCAGCACAGGGUCCCAGUACCAACGGGUCAUGACACAAGACAUUUAAAAUUUCACUGUUAUGAAUGACUAAAUGUGUGAAUAUGUUGAUGUAAAACCGUAUUUUUAGUGCUUUUACACAUAAUUUAUUGUUACAGUAGAUCUGUAGUUAUGUGUUGUGAAUGAAAGGGUAUCAGUUGUAUACUUUGUAUAUAUAUUUAUGAUUGUAACACGAUAUAUAUGCUUCCAGUGCAUGUAAGAACAAUAAUUCAUCUUUUAGCUCAUCUGAUUUUUUUUUAUUGUCAUCACUUGAUCAACGUUGGCGUUGCCUGGUUAAGUUUUAUGUUUAGGUCAGCUUUUCUCCUAAACCAUCUUGGCCCUCUUAUUUAUGCAAUUUUGUAAGCUUCCUUAGUGUCUAAACUCAGACCAUUCUAAUUUCAACAAAGUUUAGAAGUAGACAUUAAUAUUCCAGAUGUAGUGUCAAAACCUUCAUAAUUAUACAUUAUGUAUAUGUAACAUGUUUGGUUGUAUUAUAUAAAUAAAAGGGGCUAGUGAGUGUGAUAUGGGAUAUUGUCAACAUGAGGAAAGUAGUAACACUAGAGGCACUAGCUUGAGGAAGUUAUGUUUUGAAGGUUGACAAUUUUCUCAUCUCACCCAAACAGGCCUGUGUUAUUUUGUUUUAUCAUACAGGAAAACAUAUCCCCAAAGAUGGCAACAUUUGUUUUCUUCAAAACAGGGUAAAAUAUGUAUUUAGAAAUAGGAAGGACUCCUUAAUAAUAUUUAGGUGGGACUUAUUUGAACGCUUGUUGGUACAGGGUUUUGAAAAUGAAGAACAUACAGGGUUUUAUCAAACAAGCUUCUUAGUAGAUCUAAAGGUUUGAGACACAUUUUUGUACAAUGUAGAAUUUUAUUGAAAAGUUGUUUUUUUUUCAAAGUCUCAUUCUAUCCAAAGGAAAUUCAGCCAGUAAAAGAAAAGGUCAUGUGCUUGUUGUUUUGCAAGGCUGAUUCGAAAAUAUUGGUCAACUGUCAAUUUUCACUAUUGGCUUCUACUGAAAAUGUUCCACGAAGUAGAUUUUAUUGAAACUGUUUUUAGUUGUACAUUUACCUACUUUUAAUCAUAUGAUUAGAUAAAAGUGUAGGUUCAUGUGCUCAAUUUUUCCUAAUUCGUCAAAAAAAAAAAUUUGAGUCUUAAAAUUGCUGCUUAUAAAUUUUUCUUUUCUUUUUUUUUUUAAAUCAAAACACAUCUAUAGUAAAACUUAAUACAGUUCUACACACUUAAUUUUGGGCAUAUAAUAGAUUCCCAGCCACAUUAAAGUUACUGUAUAAUGGCUACCCAGCAUCAUUUUAGCUUGAACGAAUAAGUUACCUUACACUGUCACUUAAGAUUAAUCAGAUGUGCAGAACCACCUUAAUGAGUGAUGGGACGGGCUUGUCAUCUUAUUACUCAUGUAUAGUUAUCAAUGUAAUCUUCCAUGUGCCAUUUUGAAUCUCGUAUGAAAUAAAGACAAAAAACCUUUUAAAAUUGUUAAUGUUUUAUUGUUUUUCAAUUUUACAGAAAUGAAUAUUUCUACUUCUGUACAUAUUGAUAACCUACCGGUAUGCUGCGCAAUAAAUUAUCUACACGAUGGAACAGUAUGUUACACAAUAUGAGAGCAGCAAAACAGCAUAUAUAUGUAACAGCAUAUGUUGAUAAUACACAGUAACAGAUUAUAACGAACAAACAUGUUGUAAUGAAAAAUAUACCAGUAAAACUUGUUCAAUAUUCCUACCCAACCUAUUCACACACAGUAUAAUUCUUCCACUUAAUACAUGCUUUUCACAGAUUCUAGUUGAUUUACUGACUGACAUGGGAUAAACCAAUGCACAAUUCCGAGGUCCUGCACGACAAUUUUUACAAAUAAAAAGUUUUUGUUAUGAUUCAAAGGUAAAGCAACCUCCAUGAAAAUGACGAUGUUCACGAUAACAGACUGCAAUGUUUAUACUAUAUGUUAAUGUGUAUAUGUAGUCAUCACUUCGGUUGUAUAUUUAUCUUAAAUACUGAUGGUGAAACAAAUUCUUCUAACUAACUUACAAAUAUUAAAAGCAAGAAAUAUUUAUCUCUUAAGAGGGCCUCAUAACACUGAUUUAUCACCAGUGUCUUACUGUACAUUAGGUGAACUGCCAUGCUUUUCCAGUUUCACAACAUGAUAACUGAAGUAUGAUUGGUAGACGCCUUUAAAGGGACACACCUCCAGAUUUUUGUCAAAAUAUUUGAAAUAGACGAAACAAUCUAAUAUUUCAGAAAAUGUAAAGACUGUAUUGCUCGAAGUACAGGGAAAUAACUCUAUUUUUGUGUGUAAAAUAUGCACAAAGUCGUUAAUACGUUACACUGGUUAAAACUGUAAAACAGACAUGCUUUUAGAAGUACCUGGUACA
Mercenaria mercenaria is the source of this 2727-nucleotide messenger RNA. RefSeq names its product protein C10-like. The record is from RefSeq and is a predicted model, not a curated record. Lineage: Eukaryota; Metazoa; Mollusca; Bivalvia; Venerida; Veneridae. The transcript is spliced from 3 exons. Gene Ontology annotation, biological process: post-embryonic development. The coding region runs from base 15 to 368 and encodes 117 amino acids.